AUGAGUUCAGAUAAUUCAUUAGUGGAAUCAGAAUCCCUGUCAACAUCAACACCGCAGAAACUGCAGAAACGACAAAGCUUUGGAUCAUCAGGGUGUGAUUUACGACCACUUCGAUUAACUAAACAACGUAAUAGAAACUCCACCAUUUCAACAUCGUCUAAUAGUCCUAGUGGUACUCCUACAACUCCAUCGUUUGAUUCACCGAGUAGAAAGGGAAGUUUACCCAAUGAAGAGUUUCAUUGUCGACCAAUUAGAUUGGGGAGAAAUACAAGCACCACUGAAGAAAGACACAAUUCGGUAUCUUCUACUAAAAAUAAACAAUCAGAAAUCAAGAAAUCAAUUGACGAAGAACUACUGACUACUGAUUCACAUUCAUCAUCAUCACACCUGUCGAAACGACAACUGUUUGAUUCACAACGAAGAAAAUCAGAUUCUUCCAAUUCAUUAAAACGAAGAUCUAUUCAAAUUAAAAACCUUCCCAUCACUUCAACUACAACAAGAAACUCUUCCAAACGUGGCAGUGAAUCUCAAUAUGAUGAUAUGAUAUUUGCCAUUUGUUUAGUAGAUUUCCAUCAUCAAAGAGGCCCAGAAAUUCAAUGGUGGAAAUCAAAUUAUCAUCCUGAUUACAAACCGGGUUUGUUUAGAAAUAUUCCAUUUCAAGCUCUUCCUGAUGGGUCACAUUUAUUUGAAGAAACAUUUUCAAAUUUCAAUUUAGUUUAUGAUUUUGAUCAAAAACAAUCCAUUGAUGAUUUUAAUGAUGUCAAUAACUUUAAAGGAGAUCCUAGACAUUUGAAAACAUUAUUUGGAUGUUCAUGUGUAAGACAAGUUAAAACUAGUGAUUUGACAGAAGAAGAAAGAGAACGCAAUAAAGAUAUCACCAGAUCUAUUGUUCAAAAAGCCAUUGUUGUUAUUACUCGGAAACAACCUAUAUUCACCAAAAUCAAAGAUAAAUUAUCUAUAAUAGCUAAAAGUUAUUUUCAACAAGAAACUUUUGAUAAUUUUGAAAUUUUAGAAAAUUUAUUUGAAAAUUUAAAUGGUCAAUUUAAACUUGUUGAUAAUGAAAUGCAUACAGAAUUGGAACAAGAAGAAGAAAAUUAUGUGAAUCUAAAUUUGAAAUCCACGGUAGCGAAAUUUAGACUGAGGUUUUUAAUUAUAUUCAAGAGUUUAUUAUUGGAAAAGAAAGUUCUUAUAUAUUCAAAUAAUAAUCUUGAAGCACUUACCCAAUUUCAAAACAAUAUGUUAUCAUUAAUGCCAAAUUUAAUAAACAAUCUUGAUGAUUCUGGGUGUCCACUUAUAGAUUAUGCUGAAACUAAUGGACCUUUAUCAAAACCCCAAUCACUAAAUACCACUAAUAGAGUAUCUAUGUUGCGAUUUUUUGGAUUGCCAUUACAAAUAUUCAAUACAAAAAAUUCAUUCUGGAAUCCAUAUUUACCUUUACAACAAUUGGAUGAAUUGGCCGUACAAAGCUUUAUGAUUGGAUGUUCAAACCUUUUAUUUGUCAAUCAAGCCACUGCUUAUGGGAUAGAUGUACUAAUUAAUUUGGAUACUAAUGAAGUUACUUAUCCAAAAGAUUUAUACCCAACUGAAGAUUUACAAUUGAGUUCACUAGAUAAAAAAUUUAUUCAUCAUUUAGUGAAUUGUGAUCAAACCACUACCAAACAUGAUGAUUUUAUUGGUAGUGACGAUUAUAUACGAUAUAAGUUUGAAGAUUAUUUAAAUUCAUUAAUAUCUACCAUGAGAUAUAAUCAAUAUUCAGAAAGAUUUGGACAACCACCACCAGGGUUUAAUGAAGCUAGUCAUAUAACAGAAUUCAAUAUCAAAUUUAUUGAAUCAUGGAAAAAAACUCAAAAUUUCAAAAUAUGGAAUAUGAUGGCAGAUGAAUUUAUUUUCAAUUUUAUAGAACCUAAACAUACUGCCCUUGAUUUGAAAGAUGAACCUUAUUCCAUCAAUAAGAAUAUUUCUAAUUUCUUCAAUAGUUUCAAGGCAAAGACUACAGCAACUAUUACAAAUACAAAUACAUCCCUCAAUAAUGAUCAAACGAUUAAAGCUCACAAGUUUAUUGAGGAUGACAAAGAUAAAAAUGAAGAGGAAGAAGAAGAAGGCAAUGAUGAGAAUCAAGAUACUAUUGAUGAACUUGUCGCUGGGUUUGAAAAAGUUGCACCUGUAACAGAAGAUAAGUCCACAGGGCACACAGCGUCAUUGUCAUCGCCUAAAACCCCAAAAUCAAUUACACCAACAACAUCUAAAUCAACUACUCCUACGACUACAGCUAGUACUGAAACUAUUGGUAAACGAUUGUCUACUUGGACAACAGGAUGGGGAUUUGGAAAGAAAUAG
Messenger RNA from Candida dubliniensis CD36, 2337 nucleotides. RefSeq lists its product as uncharacterized. Gene Ontology annotation, cellular component: cytoplasm. The coding region runs from base 1 to 2337 and encodes 778 amino acids. The record is from RefSeq and is a predicted model, not a curated record. Lineage: Eukaryota; Fungi; Ascomycota; Pichiomycetes; Serinales; Debaryomycetaceae. The transcript has a single exon.